Aplosporella prunicola CBS 121167 is the source of this 447-nucleotide messenger RNA. RefSeq lists its product as uncharacterized. The record is from RefSeq and is a predicted model, not a curated record. The transcript is spliced from 4 exons. Gene Ontology annotation, cellular component: Golgi membrane. NCBI's taxonomy places the organism in Eukaryota, Fungi, Ascomycota, Dothideomycetes, Botryosphaeriales, Aplosporellaceae. Gene Ontology annotation, biological process: vesicle-mediated transport. The coding region runs from base 1 to 447 and encodes 148 amino acids.
AUGACUUUCAGAGAAGAGCUAAAGUCCAGGAACUUCAGCAUUUACGGACAAUGGACCGGCAUACUUUGCGUCAUCCUUUGCUUCGCCAUGGGUAUCGCCAACCUCUUUGAGGGCUGGAAGCAUCUCAUUUUCAGUGUGAUUUGCCUGAUCUGUUCGCCUAUCAUCUUCUUUGUCGAAGUCGCUUUCCUUUUGAAGCUGCCCAUCUGGUCUGAGGGCUUCCGCUCCUUCUUCCGCCGCCUCCAGGAGAACUGGCCCCGCAUCAUCAUGUACCUCAUCAUGAGCAUCGUUCAGUGGAUCAGCAUUGCGGUUGGACCUAGCAGCUUGAUUGUGCCGGCCAUUUUCCUGCUGUUCGCUGGCCUGUUCUACUUGAUCGCAGAGCUCAAGCACCAAGAUUUCCAGAGCAGCAAGAUGCUGGGUGGACAGGGUAUUGCGCAGAUGAUCGUCUAG